AUGAAUCAAAAUUAAAGGAAAUUCGUUAGAUGUUUCAAUUGCAAUAUCAAACCUGCGACCAUUAAAUGUUUCGAUUGCAAUGAAAAUGAACCAAUAAAAUUAUGUUAUCAUUGUGAUUCUGCCUUGCAUAUUGAAUAAGAUCAUUAAAAAUAGAUUAUUCCAUAUGAUUAGAUGGUUAUAAGUGAGGACAGAACAAAGUCAGUGACUCCAGAGAAAUAACAAGAAACCACUCCUCAUUUGAGUUCAAUUUUAAGAUCCAGAAUUAAAAAGAAUGAAGAAAAUGCUAAUUAUUUAAACAAUAAUGAAGAACAAUUAAAUAAUAAUUAAAUUAAGUCUAUUGAACUAAAAUACAAAAUAAAAUUGCAAGAAUAAGAGAACACCAUUAAUUUAUUGAAACAACAUAUCGAGAAUAUCGAAAACAAACAUAAAGAAAAUUUAUCAAAGAUGCGAGAUUAAUUAAUCAAAUCCCAAGAUGAAAUAUUUAAAAAGCAAGAGGAACAGAUUCAUGAAAUUAACAAAUUGAGAAAGUCUUAUGAUGACAAAAUAGCUCAAUAUAUCUCUUAAGUCGAUAGUGAAACCCAAUUCAAUAAUUCACUUCAAUCCAAAUUAGAUGAGUUAAGAAAUGUCCACUAAAUAAAACAACAAGAAUCAUAACAGACAAUAUCCCAAUUAAGAGCUGAAAUUGAAAGAAGAAAAUUCUAGGAGGAGUAAGUUUUGAUAGAUGCUGAAAAUUAGUAGAUUAAAUUGAAGAAAGAAGCUCAAUAGGAAUUUGAAAAAAACAUCACAAUUAUUAGGAAUGAUUGUGCCUUAUAAAUUGAAGAAUUUAAGCAGAAAUUAGGAGCCAAGGUAGAACAAAUUUAAUCUUUACAACAAUAAAUUUAACAAUUAUAAAAUACACUUAAGGAAAUUGAAAUUGUAUGGUCUAAAAAACUAUAAUAUGAAUAAUAACAAUAUGAGGAAUUAAAAAAUAAAUACACACAAAGUAAGGAUGAAAGUGAAAAUCUCAAAAAAGAAAUAAAGAAUCUGUCAUCAGAGAUAUCUAUAUACUAAAAAGAAAAUGAAUUGUUUUAAAAAGAGAAAUUGUCAUUAACAAAAUAAUUAAAUCAAUAGAUGGAAAAAAAUGAGAAAAUGGAUCGAUUUAUUUACGGAUCCAAGAAAUCAUAAACCAAAAUCAAAAUCUGA
Messenger RNA from Paramecium tetraurelia, 1182 nucleotides. RefSeq lists its product as uncharacterized. The transcript has 3 exons. The record is from RefSeq and is a predicted model, not a curated record. NCBI's taxonomy places the organism in Eukaryota, Ciliophora, Oligohymenophorea, Peniculida, Parameciidae.